AAACUCCACCCCCUUUAUUUAGUAUAUAAAUCCAGAGGCAAUAUGAUUUUCACCUCAUUCUAGAAGAUUUCAGAUCAUCAUCUUCGUCUCCUGCUGCUAGAGAGAGAGAAUCAUGAAGUUCUGGAGUGGUUCUCUCCUCCUGGGUCUGCUGAUCGUCCUCAACCUUCAGUCCUGUGUGGAGGGAAAUUCUGCACAUGCACCACAGACAUGCUGUUUCCAUUACUAUAAGGGAAAAAUGCGUCUAGAACAAAUUAAGAAGUAUGACAUAUUGGGAGGUGACUGUCCACAACCUGGAGUUCUUUUCACGAGAUGGGCGGGUAACCGUGUGUGUGCAGACCCUAAUCAGGCCUGGGUGAGGGCGGCCAUGGCUAAGAUUGAUGAACGAGCUGAUGAAAGUUAAACUGAUCUCAGCAUCUCCUUCUUCUCUAUCCUGCUGAUUAUUACUGUUUAUUACUGUUUAUUACUGUUUAUUACUGUUUAUUACUGCAGCAUGAAAAAUACGCAAUUAUUUUUAUGUGGAGAACAAAUACAUAUUUUCAAAUGUUUUUAUGAAUGCAUUUUACAUAUAGUUAUUUUCCACUUGGGAAAGCACAUCCAUCUCUGAUUAAACACAGGGAGGUCUACCGAUUUGUUUUUGUUUUUUUUUUAUACACAGUUUUUAAUUCACAUAUUUUAUUCAGAAAUAUGUUUUCAGAGAGAGUUUGGAUAUAUCUCUAUAUAAAUCAGUAAUGUGUAAACGAGAGAAACCUGUCUGUAAAAAAUCAGUAAAAGAAUCUGAAGUCUUUUAGAAUAAACUGAAUAAUAGAAAUGCUCUUGUUUGGAAGAUAUGAGUUUUUGUUACAGUGAUAGCGGUUAAAUUUGGGCUGGUCAGGCUCCACUGUCUAGAAACAGAGAAAACAAAACGAUAAGUGUUUUUAUAAAUAUAACAACAGUAAUAACUUUUAUUAUUGUGCUUCAUUAAUGUCAAUAUGUAAUCUGAUUGGCUUGUCUCCUUCUCUAACUUCUGUUCCUCUCCUCUCUAAUAAAGCCAAUAAAAUAUCACAACGCAUUUAA
Astyanax mexicanus (Mexican tetra) is the source of this 1053-nucleotide messenger RNA. RefSeq names its product C-C motif chemokine 13. Gene Ontology annotation, biological process: immune response; monocyte chemotaxis; positive regulation of ERK1 and ERK2 cascade. Lineage: Eukaryota; Metazoa; Chordata; Actinopteri; Characiformes; Acestrorhamphidae. Gene Ontology annotation, molecular function: CCR chemokine receptor binding; chemokine activity. Gene Ontology annotation, cellular component: extracellular region. The record is from RefSeq and is a predicted model, not a curated record. The coding region runs from base 113 to 400 and encodes 95 amino acids. The transcript is spliced from 4 exons.